UAGGCCCAUAUUCUUUAUCGAUGAACGCGAGUGCUUCGAUUCACAUUCCACAACCGCCAUAGUUGAGCUGCUCAAUUCCUCAGAUCUCCUCUCUUGCACCGUGCGCCAUCCGCCGUUGACUGAAUCGAUGGCCGCCGUCGGUACCGAAAGCUACCCUUCGUUGUCUGAGCAAUAUUUGCUGAUGGAGCAUGAAGAGAAAUUGAAUGCGGGAACGGAGCCAGCAGCAGAUGUGGUCAAGACUCUGCCUGAGGAAGUUGCACCAAAAGAAGAUAUAGUCCCUGUUGUUGAGAGCAGCCCUGUCACCCCAUCUGCUACUGCUGAGGAAAGUAGUGUGAUCUCUAGUGAUGCUGUAAGCAGUGAAGAAGUUGAAAAUGGUAACAACAACCCAGCUGCAAGCGAAGAAAGCAAUCAAGAUGCAGCAGAUGAUAGCACAGAUGGUGGUCAAGAUGCUAGUGAAGACGAGCCCCCAGAGAUUAAGCUUGAGACGGCUCCUGCAGAUUUCCGGUUCCCAACUACAAACCAGAGCAGGCACUGCUUUACCCGAUAUGUUGAAUAUCACAGGUGCAUUGCUGCCAAGGUUGACAGUGCACCAGAGUGUGACAAGUUCGCAAAGUAUUAUCGCUCCCUUUGCCCAGGCGAAUGGGUGGAUAGAUGGAAUGAGCAAAGGGAGAACGGCACCUUUCCUGGACCGCUGUGAGCGUCACUCGGUCACUAUCAUCACAUUUGAUUCCAUUAUAUUCAUAGGGAAUCACUGCUCAAAUCUGUCAGUGACAAUAAGGUUGACUUGUUUGCCUUACUAGCUCAUGUCCAAAUGAGUGUCCUUCACCAAUGUCUCAUAAUUAAACCCAAUCUUUUUUCCCUGAACAGCUAAAUGAUUUUGUAGUUUGUUCUCUUUUUUUUUUUGCAACUCAUAAUGUAUCAGCCUGUUGGCUGUAGUGCUACUAUGUGUAUUUCUUUGUUUCAGUCCUAAGGUUGAUAUCAAGACUCUGAUAUGAUCUUGCUAUUUUUACAUAUACUCCUCAAAUGCACUGAAAAUAUUCAUAAGAUGAUGUUUAUCAAGUCAUAAACCCUCCUGCCGGCCGUACGUAUAAUGGCAUUGUUGGGGAUGCUGUGUUGUGUACUUGUG
Molecule: messenger RNA, 1126 nt
Organism: Cuscuta europaea
Lineage: Eukaryota; Viridiplantae; Streptophyta; Magnoliopsida; Solanales; Convolvulaceae
Source: the annotation of a GenBank genome assembly